Molecule: messenger RNA, 6132 nt
Organism: Salmo salar (Atlantic salmon)
Lineage: Eukaryota; Metazoa; Chordata; Actinopteri; Salmoniformes; Salmonidae
Source: RefSeq, a predicted model, not a curated record
GGCGACCGGCUGGUUCUCUGAGCAGUGCGAGAGGUGAGGAGAGGAGGAGCGCUUGAGGCGAGGGCCGUACACUUUAUUUUUUAUUUUUUAUUUUUAUUUUUCCGUUCCAACCGGCCCGGUAAAUAACGGAGAGAGGACUUCCCCGUCCAACUGUCAGACCGGGACCUUAGGUCAAACUAACUCCGGUUCACCGGACAGACAGAACGUUAACGGGACCAGAACUCUGCUUUCCUUUUCCUCUGCCGUGAUUCAGCCCAAUCCGAAAUCAGACCACACCGAUCUGCCGACGCUAAAACUUUCCGUUUCUCUCUCUACCGGGACUAAAUCCUUUCUCAUCGAAACAUAAUCUCCCAGUAUUAACGACAGUUUUAAUGGUUUGGGAACUUUUCCUUUCAGGUCGUGGGGAGUUGUAUUCGGUCUAAAGGACACAGCGCCGCCACCCAACUUUGGAACGCUUUUCUCCGUGGAACUUAUUUCUGUCUGGUGCGGUAACGGGGCAUGACGAGGAUUAUCUGACUGGACGUCGCUGAGACACUAGACACACCGUUUUUUUUCUCCAGUAAAGGGGUAAGGGGUCAGAGGUGAGGAUGGCAGGAGCCUCGGUGAAGGUGGCGGUACGCGUGCGACCUUUCAACUCCCGGGAGACCAGCCGAGAUGCCAAGUGUGUUAUACAGAUGCAAGGCAACUCCACCUGCAUCUCCAACCCCAAACAGCCCAAGACUGAAGGCAAGAGUUUCACCUUCGACUACUCUUACUGGUCACACACCACGGCGGAGGAUGACAGGUUUGCCUCCCAGAGACAAGUCUAUAAGGACAUUGGAGAGGAGAUGUUGCUUCAUGCUUUUGAAGGAUACAAUGUCUGUAUCUUCGCUUACGGACAGACAGGAGCAGGGAAGAGUUACACCAUGAUGGGACGGCAGGAAGAGGGACAGGAGGGGAUCAUUCCACAGCUGUGUGAGGAUUUGUUUAAGAGGACAGUUGGGAACACAGAUCCUGACCUCUCCUUCUCAGUGGAGGUGUCCUACAUGGAGAUCUACUGUGAGAGGGUGCGUGACCUGUUGAACCCUAAGUCGAAGGGUACACUCCGUGUUAGGGAGCACCCUAUAAUGGGACCGUAUGUUGAAGAUCUGUCUAAACUGGCUGUAACGGGAUACAGUGACAUUCAGGACCUAAUGGACUGUGGAAACAAAGCUAGGACGGUGGCGGCAACCAAUAUGAAUGAGACGUCGAGUCGUUCCCACGCCGUCUUCACCAUUGUGUUCACACAGAAACGAAGAGACCAGCUCACCAGCCUGGACACGGAGAAGGUCAGUAAGGUGAGUCUGGUGGACCUAGCUGGUAGUGAGAGAGCCGACUCGUCGGGGGCAAAGGGUUUGAGGUUGAAGGAAGGAGCUAAUAUCAACAAGUCUCUCACCACCCUGGGGAAGGUCAUCUCUGCUCUGGCUGAAAUGCAGAACAGUAAGAAGAGGAAGUCCGACUUCAUCCCCUACAGAGACUCGGUCCUCACCUGGCUACUGAAAGAGAACCUGGGUGGGAACUCCAGGACAGCGAUGAUAGCUGCUCUCAGUCCAGCAGACAUUAACUAUGAAGAAACACUCAGUACACUCAGGUAUGCGGACCGCGCCAAGCAGAUCAGGUGUAAUGCUAUAAUCAAUGAGGAUCCCAACGCCAGACUGAUCAGAGAACUGAAAGAAGAAGUCAACAGACUGAGAGACCUGCUGUUCUCACAAGGGCUGUCUGAGCUACUGGCUGUAACAGGUGGAGAGGUGAACAACAACAGUGCUCUAGGCUCCUCCCCCUCAGGCCCGCCAACCAACCAGCCAAUCACCGCUAACGGCCAAUCAGAAGCCCCACAGAACCCUGCCCAAGAUUCUAACUCCGCCCCUGACCGUGACGAAGACUCCACCCCUGACGGAGACGCUGAUCACAUGACGGCGGACUUUGCUGAAGGGGAGGAGCUUGUUGAGACCAUCAGCAAAGAGGAGGUGGCUGAGAGACUGGAGGAGACUGAGAAGAUCAUUGCUGAGCUGAACGAGACAUGGGAAGAGAAACUGAGGAAGACUGAAUCUAUACGACAUGAGAGAGAGUCUCUGCUGGCUGAGAUGGGCGUGUCCAUUAAAGAAGAUGGAGGAACGUUAGGGGUGUUCUCUCCUAAAGGGACUCCCCACCUGGUGAAUCUGAACGAGGAUCCUCUGAUGUCAGAAUGUCUGCUGUACUACAUCAAGGAGGGAGUGACCAGGGUCGGCCAACAGGAUGUGGAUAUCAGACUCUCUGGUCAGUUCAUCGAGGAACAACACUGUGUCUUCUACAGUCAUACCAACCACCAGGGAGAGGUCAUAGUAACCCUGGAGCCUCUGGCAGGGGCGGAGACUUAUGUCAACGGGAAACAGAUCACAGAAGCGCUGGUGCUAAAACAAGGUAACCGUAUAGUGAUGGGGAAGAACCACGUGUUCCGAUUCACCCACCCAGAACAGGCCCGUCUGGAGCGAGAACAGAGAGAGAGGAGCGGUACCAGUCCCAGCCAGCAGGAGACCGAAUGCACUGCCAACACAGUCCUCCAGGGGGAGCCGGAGGACUGGACCUACGCUCAGCGAGAACUCCUGGAGAAACAAGGGAUCGAUAUCAAACUGGAAAUGGAGAAGAGACUGCAGGACAUGGAGAUUCAGUACCGGAGAGAGAAGGAGGAGGCUGACCUGUUACUGGAGCAGCAGAGACUGUAUACAGACUCAGACAGUGGAGAUGACUCUGAUAAGAGAUCCUGUGAAGAGAGCUGGAGACUGAUUUCUUCCCUCAGAGAGAAACUACCUGCUAACAAGGUCCAGUCGAUAGUAAAGCGCUGUGGCCUGCCCAGUAGUGGGAAACGGCGAGAACCGCUCAGGGUCUAUCAGAUCCCUCAGCGUCGGCGAAUCAGCAAAGACCCCAAACGGGUUACCAUCAGAGAUCUGAGGAUGCAGGCGGUCAAAGAGAUCUGCUAUGAGGUUGCCCUGGGUGAUUUCCGCCACUCUCGCCAGGAGAUUGAGGCUCUGUCCAUUGUGAAGAUGAAAGAGUUGACCAGGAUGUAUUCCAAGAAGGACAACACAGAGUCAGACAGCUGGAGGGCUGUAGCACAGGAUGUCUGGGACACCGUGGGGAUAGGGGAGGACAGGAGGGAGGAGGUGGAGGAGGGAGGAGGAGGAGGAGGAGGAGGGGCGGCGCCAGGGCCUGGGGGUGUGUACGACCUGAAGGCUCAUAUUGAUAGGCUGACGGAUGUUCUACAGGAAGUAAAAAUUCAGAAUAACAUGAAGGAUGAAGAGAUCAAAGCUCUGAGAGACAGGAUGGUCAAGAUGGAGAGCAUUAUACCUACUGGACAGGAGGAGGACAUGGAAAAUGACGACGAGGAAGGGGGCGGUUCCCAAUGUGAUGGUGACGAUGAUGACGGACAGCCCAAUCCACCCAAUGAGAAGAGAGUAGUGAAGCUGAUGACAGACGACCCAGCCUUCAGACGAGGGAGGAUGAGGUGGCUGAAACAGGAACAGACUCGACUACAGAACCUUCAACAGCAGAAUAUCACUAAAAGACUCAGACAGAACACCCAGAACUCCCCAACUCCCAACACCCCUCUGGUCCCAGUGCACCCCCCUCCUGUGGUCCAUCUCCCCGGGACCGGGCCGCUUCAUCCCACCGCAGGACUGUAAACUCAAGUUCCCCUUCAAGAGCAACCCUCACCACCGCCUCUCGUGGAGCCCUGCCACCGCCCUGAUGAUGCUGGGGGAAGGGGGCGUAGAAGGGGAGUGGGAGGAAAGGGCAGAGGGGGGAUAUGGUAAAGUAACUCCUCCUCUUCCUCUUCCUCCUCCUGCUGCUCCUCUCCUCCCACUCCCUUUCCAGAUGGUCCCUAGAGGCCACACCCCUUCCCCACACCGCACCUGGCAACAACCACAACAGCACCGUAGCAACAGUAACCACGGGAACCCACACUUCCCAGUUCCCGGGCAACAGCAGGGGCCGCCUCCGUGGCGAUACAGACGGAACUCCCUGGACAGCUCCCCGCAGGGCAACAACAACAAUCACCAGGGAAACUACUACCACGGCAACCACAACAACGACGACAACAGCGGAGGAGGUGGUCACCAGGGGCGACCGCGUUACCGUGGAGGAGGAGGGAUGGAGGGAAGAGGAAGAGAGAGGGAUCAGAGAGGAGGAGGGGGGAGGUUUCAGCAAGGGGGAGGAGACAGAGGAAGAGGAGGGUACCAUCACCCUUACUACAUCCCUCCUCACCAACACCUCUACCACAGCAGCAGUCUGCCGCGCAACCACAACCCUCCACCAGGGGGCCACAUGUCUCCACCAGGGGGCCACAUGUCUCCACAGGGAAGAGGAAGUGGUGCAGGGUGGUUUCAGGAAGGGUACAGCACCCCACCUCGCAUGAAGAGGCAGUUUAGUGCCCCCGAUCUGAAGAGCAAGGAGACUCCCGUUUAACCUCUCACCCUUUGACCCCACACACACACACAGACGACCUUCCUAUAAGGACACUGCAUUUCCAGCUGGCAGGCUUUCGAACCUGUCGUAACACUACAUACUGCUGUUAUAACUGAUGCUACUACACUACAUGACAUGGUGUGUAAUGUAGCUGUAUGAACUGAGGCGUGUGUGUGUGUGUGUGUGUGUGUGUGUGUGUGUGUGUGUGUGAACGCUUUGCUUAGCACACAACAAUGAGUCUGCACUCUCUGUCACACAACAAUGAGUCUACACACUCUCUGUCACACAACAAUGAGUCUACACUCUCUGUCACACAACAAUGAGUCUACACUCUCUGUCACACAACAAUGAGUCUACACACUCUCUGUCACACAACAAUGAGUCUACACUCUCUGUCACACAACAAUGAGUCUACACACUCUGUCACACAACAAUGAGUCUACACACUCUCUGUCACACAACAAUGAGUCUACACACUCUCUGUCACACAACAAUGAGUCUACACACUCUGUCACACAACAAUGAGUCUACACUCUCUGUCACACAACAAUGAGUCUACACUCUCUGUCACACAACAAUGAGUCUACACUCUGUGUUCCUACUGUUUAGCUUUCUCAUAUACAACUGGUCUUUUUUAAAAUCGUAGUUCUUGAGGGUCUUUCUGGAGUUCAGCAGUUCUGUUUUAGUUGUUGAUACGUUUUCAUGCACCAGCAGCAGGGCAGUGCAUUAUGGGGCCUGGCCCGGUGCAUUAUGGGGCCUGGCCCGGUGCAUUAUGGGGCCUGGCCCGGUGCAUUAUGGGGCCUGGCCCGGUGCAUUAUGGGGCCUGGCCCGGUGCAUUAUGGGGCCUGGUACCUCCUUUCCCGUCCAAAUUAAAUACUGAUCAUUUAUUUGACCGAGACGCGCGCCAACACCCUUCAAUCUCAGAUAAAGGAGGGAGAGAAACAGCACCCCUCUGUCUCCACUGUGUCCUCUGUCCCCUCUGUCUGUCCCCUCUGUCUGUCUCCACUGUGUCCUCUGUCCCCUCUGUCUGUCCCCUCUGUCUGUCUCCACUGUGUCCUCUGUCCCCUCUGUCUGUCCCCUCUGUCUGUCUCCACUGUGUCCUCUGUGUCCUCUGUCUGUCCCCUCUGUCUGUCUCCACUGUGUCCUCUGUCCCCUCUGUCUGUCCCCUCUGUCUGUCUCCACUGUGUCCUCUGUCCCCUCUGUCUGUCCCCUCUGUCUGUCUCCACUGUGUCCUCUGUGUCCUCUGUCCCCUCUGUCUGUCUCCUCUGUGUCCUCUGUGUCCUCUGUCCCCUCUGUCUGUCUCCUUUGUCUCAUCUGCCUCAUCUGUGUCCUCUGCGAUACUAUUUCUGGCCAGACAGCAUCAGAGACAUAUAGUAACAUAGAGAGGUGCUGAUUGGCUCGAAUGCUUUCUCCAGUGAGAUAGUUACAGCAGAGAGGAAGUCUCUCCAGAAUAAGCCCAGUGCGUUUCUAUGGGCAUAAUAUGCAGACCUAAGCAUGUCGCCUGCCUUCCUGCCAUUAGGAUGACUCCCCCCAUUGUUCGGGGCAGAGACAUGAGCAUUAGUCAUUAUAUACAGAUCUCUAGUUUCAGCCUCUUGGGAAUUGGAAAGUUGGCGGGUGCACAGUGCACUGUUAGGAUGAUGUCUUCCCUUUAAAGUAAAUUAUAUAAUUACUCCUGUU